AUGGCGCUACCAAGAGGGAAAGGAUGCCUGUCGUGCACCACCGUGCUGUGGUACAUCACUUUCGUGGGCUGUGGAGUCAACUACAUGAUCAGGAGCAACAUAAACAUCGCGAUUGUCGCGAUGGUGAAGAAACGCCCGUCAGACGGGAGUGCAGUGGCUAGCGAGUGCUACCAUUUGGAUUUCAACUUGACCGGAAACUACUCCCUCAACGAGAGCCUUUCUCAGGUCGAACUGAUCGACGUUGAUGAUGAGAUAAGAUUUGACUGGGACGAACAUCAGCAAAGCGUUGUCAUGGGAGCAUUUUUCUGGCUGUACUGGGCAACGCAGGUGCCUGCAGGAAUGAUGGCUCAAUACUUCGGUUCGAAGAAAGUGUUUGGUAUCGGCAACCUUAUGGUUUCCAUAACAACACUGCUGAUACCACUUUCUGCAUCACUUGACUACAGGGCUCUGGUAACCCUGAGGGCUUUCCAAGGAGUUUGUGGGGUGGGUACACCAUUUAUAAGAAGUAGUGUUAAAGCAGGUGGCUAA
Molecule: messenger RNA, 528 nt
Organism: Schistocerca piceifrons (Central American locust)
Lineage: Eukaryota; Metazoa; Arthropoda; Insecta; Orthoptera; Acrididae
Product: sialin-like
Exons: 3
Coding region: 1-528 (175 amino acids)
Biological process (GO): monoatomic anion transport; transmembrane transport
Cellular component (GO): plasma membrane
Molecular function (GO): transmembrane transporter activity
Source: RefSeq, a predicted model, not a curated record